AUGGAGUCAUUUCCGCCGCAUCGGCUUCCUCCACUGCCCGGGAAUCCCUCCUCUGCUCCGCCGCCACCGCUUCUACAUCAGCAGGCUGGGUCUGCUCCGGCGCCGGCAACGCUCCUGGUGCGGCACCUCCCAGAGGCCAUCACACAGGAGAUGCUCUUCGGACUCUUCUCCCACUAUGGCGCCACAUCCGUUCGCCUCUGCGGUGGAAAGCUGCGGAACUGUGCAUUUGUGGAUUUUAGGGACGAGAUGGCGGCCAAUCAGGCGCAGUCUGUGUUGAACAGGGCUGGUUUUGGCAGGUUUAGGAUCCUUGGGAAAGUACUGAUAGUUGAGAGAGCAAACCAGCCAAAUGCCAAGAAUGUGAACGAGAAGCAUCAGGAGGAAUUAGCUCAUGGGAUGCCUCAAGUGCCAAGUACGAAUUCCCAGAAUCAAGAGAAUCCUACAUCAACUGCCGAACCGAUCGCUUCUAGGCUUGGUGUGGACUAUUCAUUUCCUCCUCAUCUUGAGUAUGCAUAUCCACCACCAGAUGGAAACAUAUUGACAAAUAUUGUCAACUCUCUCAUUGCCGUUCCGCGAUUUUACACUCAGGUGUUGCAUUUGAUGAACAAGAUGAACCUUCCAGCUCCAUUUCGGACGGGAUUGCCUACUCCACCUCUACCAUCACAAGUGCCUGCUCCUCCUCCCCCUCCACCACCGCAGCCUUCUAUGGCAGAGAAACUUCAUUUGGCUGAUUUGUCUAGUGAUGAGUCUGAGAUGGAGUCUUCUGAUGAAGAUGUUGAUACAAGGAAAGUCAAGCGCGCAAAGCAUGAAGCUAUUGUUGGUCCUGCAGUUGAUAGAAGUGUCGCCCAUGAAUCGGUCGGGGUGAAACCAGCUGCAUUAGUUCCCAAUGAGCUUCAAGUAAUAAAAAAGAAAAAUCCAAUACUGCAGAUUAAACUUGUCCCUAAGGCUGCUUAUAAGGAACUUGCUGAUCGGAGUACUAUCGACAAGGGAUUGGCCUCUAGAGAUGAACAACUUGAAGAGAAACAUUUUGCCACGCCUCCGGAAAUAGAGAAAGAGAAAUUACCGACAGAGGAGAUUUUGUCCCUUCCCAUGUUCAAGAAUUACACGCCAGGGAAUCCUGCCAGUGUAUUAUAUAUUAAGAACUUGGCAAAAGAUGUUGUUCAUGAUGACUUCUACUAUGUCUUUGGAUCUGUGUUUGAAAGCUUGGAUGCUGCAAGGUCUGGUUUAAGUAUCAAGUUAAUGCAGGAAGGUCGAAUGCGGGGCCAAGCUUUUGUGACAUUUCCAUCUGUCGAACUUGCUCAACGUGCACUGAAUUUAGCGCAUGGUUAUGCGUUCAAGGGCAAGCCGAUGAUCAUUCAGUUUGAUUCUGAAUUCGGGGUAAUGUACUUCCUCUGUCCGGAAUUACUUAUGUCGCACCUGAGUGGUAGUAGCUGUGGCUGCAAAGGUCUGCAUGUUGUGCUGACCGCCUUGCGCCCACGUCCAUUUGAGGUGGAGGAUACUCAAGAUAGCAAUGAUGUAUAUGACGAAGAUGUCACUACGGUGGUCAAGUGUACGAUGUCCGACAAUACUCAAAUAACUAAUCUCAAUAGGAUCAAGGGUAUCACCAAAGGUAGAAUGACUCACAAAGUUAAUGACAAGGAAGGCAAGUGUUUGACAUAA
Messenger RNA from Triticum turgidum subsp. durum (durum wheat), 1656 nucleotides. The record is from the annotation of a GenBank genome assembly. Lineage: Eukaryota; Viridiplantae; Streptophyta; Magnoliopsida; Poales; Poaceae.